AUGCGACGUUAUGUAUUUCGUAUUGGCACUUCUCUUACUACGUGUUCAUUAUUUAUUAUAAUAAUUAAUUCGUUUUUUACACCAUACGAUACUUUCUUUUCAUCUACUGACUCUAUUUUUCCUACUACGCAUUCGUUCCAAUUAGAAACAUUGGAAAAGAAACGUCAAUUAACUUCAUCAUUACGAACAUCAAUAUCAUCAUCAACAUCAUUAAAAUCGUCAAUAUCAUUAACAUCAACAUUAAAACUAUCCGUGAAAAAUUUUUCUUCAACACCAGUAAUCAGUGAAACAUAUAUACCGGAUAUAUUUGAUCUAACUCUAUGGCGUCAUGCUAUUAUCGGUGCUCAUGGUAAUCAAACAUUAUGUCGUGUACCUAAACAAUAUCGUCCAAUAGCUAAUGCUGUUUGUCAUGCACUUGGUAGAACAGAUUGUUUUAGAAUUCCGUGUACUCUUGUACAUAUUUCUGAUGAAUUUACACAAAAUAUUGAAUGUCUUCGUGGUGGAAAAUUAGCUGUUCGAGCUAAACCUGAUUGGAUAUGUCGGAAAAGUGCAGCAUUAGAAAUAUUAUCUAAUCCUAAUCGAAAACCAUCUAUUCAAGCUGAAGCUUAUACUCCACUUACAUCUGAAUUAUAUAGUCAAGCUUUAGCACCAUAUCGUGAUAAAGAUUCAAAAUGGGGUUUGACUUUAGAAGGUGAAUCUAUAGGAUAUUAUCCUUCUAUGGUUUUAAAAACACGAUUAUUAUCAUUAUUUGAUAUUACUGUUGGAUAUGAUCGACGAAUUUUUGAUGUUAUUUCGGAUUUAUAUUUAUUGGAUUAUGCAGAUCUUCUUAUAAAUCGAUCGAAACGUUUAACAGUACAACAAGUAUUAAGUCAUAAAGUUCCAGAUCAUGCACCAAUUCUUUGGAUGAAUAGUAAUUGUGAUACUCCAUCAAAUCGUACGGGAUAUAUGCUUGAAUUAAUGCGUUAUAUUCGUGUUGAUGUUCGUGGUAAAUGUGGAAAUCCAAAUUGGGAUAAUUCAUCUUUAACAAAUACUGAUCCGAAAGUAUUAGCGAGAGAUAAAUUAAUUGUAGCUGGUGAAUAUCUUUUUACUGUUGCUAUUGAAAAUACUUUAGAACAUGAUUAUGUUACGGAAAAAUUAUGGCAACCAUUAGCUGCUGGAAGUGUUCCACUUUAUUUAGGUGCACCUAAUAUUGAUGAAUGGUUACCGUGUAAAAAUACUUCAUGUAUUGUUGAUUUAAGAAAAUUUAAAUCACCAGCUGAUCUUGCCAAUUAUCUUCAACCUUUUAUAGAUCAUCGAUAUCGUUAUAUGCAUUUUCAUCAAUGGAGAAGGAAACUCAAAUCAAAGACAAGUUUUGUUAAGAUGAUUGAUUAUUUUAAAGAAUCAAAUCAGUAUACAGUUGAAUGUCUUCUUUGUGAUAUGAUUCAUCGACAAGAUCAGGGAGCGACUAGAGCAAAAUUAUUGGCAAAUGAUAAUCCAUUCAAUAGUCCAUUUCCUUCUUUAAUUUAA
Messenger RNA from Adineta steineri, 1506 nucleotides. The record is from the annotation of a GenBank genome assembly. NCBI's taxonomy places the organism in Eukaryota, Metazoa, Rotifera, Eurotatoria, Adinetida, Adinetidae.